Messenger RNA from Neurospora hispaniola, 2024 nucleotides. RefSeq lists its product as uncharacterized. The record is from RefSeq and is a predicted model, not a curated record. Gene Ontology annotation, molecular function: protein binding. NCBI's taxonomy places the organism in Eukaryota, Fungi, Ascomycota, Sordariomycetes, Sordariales, Sordariaceae. The transcript is spliced from 2 exons. The coding region runs from base 178 to 1770 and encodes 530 amino acids.
UCGCCUUUUUCUCUCCCUCACUCGCCCUUCACUGCAACCCCAGCCGAGUCGUUGAUUAUUUACCCAACCUUCCACUAGCAAACCGUCCUUCUUUCUGCUCAUCUAUCACACCUUCUCUCUAAACACCGCUCACCUCGCACAUCACUCACAUCGACCUCAGUCCAAUCACCACGCAGGAUGACAACUACGACCACAAUACCAGAGGAGGACACUCGUGCUCCCUCGUCAGAGGCGUAUCUGGCGCGAAUGCCACUAGAAGUCCUGACGAGAAUCACUUACUUCGUCAGAACACCCGACCUUGGCAAUGCGCGCUUGACGUGCAGAUGGCUGGAAAGCGCCCUCUUCCACUCGUUUGCCUACGAGUUCUUCCGCAAGAAGCAGUUCAUGGUCUACGGACCCAGUCUGCAAGUCCUCGUUGACAUAUCCAAACAUCCGGGCUUUUCGCCCUACUUGAAACAUGUAAUCAUCGGCGCCGACCAAAUCCUCGAACCCCACAGAAUUCAGUCUCGGCAGGACGAGGCAAAAUUGCUGAACUGGCACCUCGCAUACGCUGAUCAACGAACACUGUUGGCAUCAGGCCGUGCACGGGACAUGCUGGUCGAAGCCUUCAAGAACUUGCCCAACCUCGAGACUGUCGAUCUUCGAGAUUUCCACUCUCCCUCGCGGACCCGCGACGGCGACGCAGGUUGGACCAGCUAUGGCUUUAACACCUUAUCCGAAACCACCGGAGUUAAACAUUUCACCGGACAGCCGCGGGUAGGCGAAGAAGAUUAUCCGACGCUCUUGUUCACACUUAUCACCCACGCCUUGGCCGCGGCCAAAGCACGCCCAAAAGGCAUCGAAGUGGUUAUCAGAGAAAACUGGGCGGUGCGCGACCAUGGCUUCCUGGUACCUCCUUACCUAGAGCCAGAUUUUCUGCCGGUAUUGGCGGGCCUCAAGAAGCUGCAUCUCGUGCUGGAUUCCGACCUAGCCACACACAGGGACAUCGAGAUUCAAUAUCUCCUGUUCAAGAAAUUCCUUGCGCUCACACCCAAUCUUACCUGGCUGAGAGUCAACUUUGAGAGAUCAAUUUCACACUAUGGAGGGAAAGAGGCUCUGCUUAAGUGGCUGGCCAGCUCCCUUCGUCCUGGUAUCUGGUCAUCGCCUGGCCUCAUUAACGCCGAUCCUUCCCGUUUGCCGCCGCCCGUCGAGUUCGACCACCUGGAACAACUCGACAUCGGUCAACUCGAUGUUUCGGCAAACACUCUUUAUCGCCUAUUUAACAAGUUCUCUUCUACUUUGAAAGCGAUUAGCCUGCGCAGGGUCAAAAUCCAGCAAAGUUCUGACCAACAGACCUUCGACCAGGACGACGACGAGCAGAACCCAUGGAUCAAAUUCUUGCGCAGCCUCAAGAAGGAGUCGUUCCCACAUCUUCGAAAAUUGAGCCUGAGUUUACUGAGCGCGGAGGUCAACUCCACUACUUCCGGGGCUACGCUCCACUACCCAGUAUUGGGGUUUGUUAAUCCAGACGAGGCCGAGAAUCGGAAGGGCAUUUCAUCAACAGGGUAUCAAAACCUUUGGGGGUUAGCUCAAGCCAUUGGGGACAGGACCUAUACUGGCCUGAAACUGGAGACGUUUCUCAGCAACCCUGCCGCAGACAUAGCUACACCUGGCAAACACAUCACAGGUGUUCCGCGCCCUGGACAAUCGGACGACGAAUCAGAUUUCGACUCAAGCGACGAUGACGACGAGGGGUCGAGUGAUGAUGACGGCAGCGCGGCGGACGAUUAGUUGUCGAUGGUUGUUCCGAGGUUACAGCGCUGGUCUAUUCCUUCUAUAUUGAACAGGAAGGGAUGGUUAUGGACGAGAAGCUUCAAAUUGCUUUCAUUGCUUAAAGUCGAAGAUACCCGAUACCCGCGGAGAAACUGUGUUGGUUUUUAGACGCAGGUACUGGCAGCCGUUAUACCAAUCAGCCAAUAUCUUUUGUAGACUCAAAAGAAAAGGUUUCUUUAAAAUGGAUUGCUCAAGCAGAUUAUGCAAGUGCU